CUUACAGUCUCCUUCCCGAUCUGAGUCGAGCGAUAGAGUUACUCGAAUCAAGGAAGUGCAAUGUCGACGGUCACUUCCUGCUCCCUUCUGAGGAGUGUGACGGCGGUGCGGCCGGUAAUUUCCUCCGGCAGGCAGCUUCAGUCCGGGAGACCAGCAGCGGUGGCUUCCCUUUCUUCCCAGUGGAGAUCCCGGCCCCUUUCUAUGUGUCGUGCAUUCAGCGCAAAAGGAGAGCACAACCCAAAGACGGAUUUGCAUCCGUUUAAUAUCCCUGCAUUUGUUCUGGUGCAUCCGGUGUCACCGCGUGAGGAACGGUGGCAGGUGGAGGAGGAGCCCGGCAAGGUGAACCUGUGGUUCGAGGUGCCUGGGCAGUCCGGGGAGGACCUCGCCGUGGAGAUCGACGAGGACGUGCUCGUCAUCAAGAAGAAGAUCCAAGUCGCCGGUGGGGACAUCGGCCAACGGAACACAGGCAGCGGCGGCGGCGCCAUGGAUUAUCGUCCCCAGGGCAGUAGAAGGGGCACGGCGGCCGCCAGCGAAGCAGGGAAGGAGGCGGCGACACAGGACGGCGAGGUGAUCUACGCGCGGCUGCUCCUCCCGGCCGGGUACAGCAAGGAGGGAGUGGAGGCCGAGCUCAAGUCCGGCGUGCUGAGGGUCUGCAUCGCCAAGAUCAAGGAGCAGGCGCGCAGGAAGAUCAGCGUCGACAUCGUCGUCAAGUAGAAGCUCAUGUGCCUUGCGUGCCAUGCAUGAAGGAGUGCUAUUGAUCUGUCCAAGAGGCUCAUGACUUAAUACUGUAUAUGUACAGCGCGGUCAGCUCAUGUACUCGAUCGCGUCAAGCAUACGUUCGUGUUGGCUUUGUGUUCCAAGUACUCGAUCAAUAAAAUGAGCGUUCGUUGUUGUGUACGCAAUUA
Messenger RNA from Panicum hallii, 905 nucleotides. RefSeq lists its product as uncharacterized. Gene Ontology annotation, biological process: response to heat. NCBI's taxonomy places the organism in Eukaryota, Viridiplantae, Streptophyta, Magnoliopsida, Poales, Poaceae. The transcript is spliced from 2 exons. Bases 61 to 714 code for a protein of 217 amino acids. The record is from RefSeq and is a predicted model, not a curated record.